AUGCGAUUGCCAGUUGCGAUAUUGUUCCUGUUAUUCUUACGUGCUAGUGCCGUUUGGCCGUUUGCUAGCAGUGAGGAAGGUAAAUAUUUUAACGAUCUAAAAUUUUUUAUAAUACUCAAAAAAAGUUUUUAUAUUUUUAGUUUUUUGCAAAUUAGCACGAUGUUUCAGAAACGACAGAAACUACUCCUACUACGCCCACAACUCCAACAACACCUACCACGCCUACUACUCCUACGACACCCACGACUCCAACCACCCCUACAACCCCAACUACACCUACCACCCCAACAACACCCACUACUCCAACUACACCUACUACACCUACAACUCCUACCACGCCUACUACCCCUACCACACCAACUACUCCAACGACCCCCACGACUCCUACAACCCCAACUACACCCACUACCCCAACAACACCCACUACGCCAACGACUCCAACCACUCCCACAACCCCAACCACACCCACUACACCUACUACUCCAACAACUCCAACUACACCUACCACACCCACUACUCCUACCACUCCAACUACGCCUAGUACACCUACUACUCCAACUACUCCAACCACUCCUACUACCCCUACCACGCCAACAACACCCACUACCCCUACUACUCCAACCACUCCUACUACCCCUACUACGCCUACUACACCUACUACUCCAACUACUCCAACAACACCCACUACUCCUACAACUCCAACUACACCUACCACACCCACUACUCCUACUACACCUACUACCCCUACCACGCCUACUACACCCACUACUCCUACCACUCCAACUACCCCAACAACACCCACUACUCCAACUACACCUACCACACCCACUACCCCCACGACUCCUACCACACCUACUACUCCAACUACCCCUACAACCCCAACGACACCAACCACUCCUUCAACCCCCACAACUCCAACGACACCUACUACUCCAACCACUCCUACUACCCCUACCACGCCUACUACACCCACUACUCCUACCACUCCAACUACCCCAACAACACCCACUACCCCUACUACUCCAACCACUCCUACUACCCCUACCACGCCUACUACUCCAACCACUCCCACAACCCCAACCACACCCACUACACCUACUACUCCAACAACUCCGACUACACCUACCACACCCACUACUCCUACCACUCCAACUACGCCUACUACUCCAACUACCCCAACAACUCCAACUACACCUACCACACCCACUACGCCAACGACCCCAACUACUCCAACCACUCCCACAACUCCAACUACACCUACGACACCUACAACUCCUACCACGCCUACUACACCUACUACUCCAACUACCCCAACAACACCCACGACUCCAACCACCCCUACAACCCCAACUACACCUACCACACCAACUACACCAACCACUCCAACCACACCCACUACUCCAACUACCCCCACGACUCCAACUACUCCUACAACUCCAACUACGCCUACCACACCCACUACGCCAACGACCCCAACCACUCCAACCACUCCCACAACUCCAACUACACCGACAACCCCAACCACCCCUACAACUCCAACCACACCUACUACUCCUACCACGCCUACUACGCCUACAACACCAACGACUCCAACAACUCCAACUACCCCGACUACACCAACUACUCCUACAACCCCAACUACACCAACAACUCCUACUACUCCAACUACACCGACAACCCCAACGACUCCAACCACACCCACUACACCUACAACACCAACUACUCCUACCACUCCAACCACCCCCACGACGCCAACAACACCCACAACUCCAACAACGCCUACUACACCAACUACUCCAACAACUCCUAGUACUACUACUCGUAAGUUAUCUUUAAAAUUUAACUGACAGAAUAAUUAACUUUGCUUUUUAGCAUGUGAUGAUGGUGCAACCAACUGUCAAGAGUUCCUUAGUCAGUGUUCGACUUCGCAAAAGGUUAUGACCUACUGUAAGAACACUUGUGGAUUAUGUUCAUCAACCGCUGCGCCAGCCCCUGCUAUUCCAGCCGAUCCGCCAGCUGCUGAAACACAAGCUCGUAAGCAUAUUGACAAAAAAUUUUUUAUACUACAUGACACCGUUGUAUUUUAGUCGUAUUGUACAUUACAUAGUCUUGUCAAUUCUGUUUUUGCAGCAUGCGAUGACGGAGCCACAAACUGUGCCCAGUUCAAAUCACAAUGUUCAUCGUCAGAAAAGAUUCAGACCUAUUGUAAAAACACUUGUGGUCUGUGCCCAGCAGCAGCCCCAGCAGCGUCGUCGGAUUGCGUUGACAAAGCGACGAACUGCGCUUCCUUCAUUGGUAACUGUUCGACCACGAACAAAACGGCAAAGGAUUACAUGUUGUACGCGUGUCCCAAGACGUGCGGUCAAUGUUAA
Bursaphelenchus okinawaensis is the source of this 2372-nucleotide messenger RNA. Lineage: Eukaryota; Metazoa; Nematoda; Chromadorea; Rhabditida; Aphelenchoididae. The record is from the annotation of a GenBank genome assembly.